GCGACUUUCUUCUGCUUUUUCUUAGCAGUUCAAUUUUUUCCGAUUAAUCAUCAAAAGUAGCAGUGAAAUAAAAAUAGUGAAAAAUGGCAAAUAACUGCUACAAAAUGUGAAAAUACUCAUAUUACAACGAUGCUAAAGUGAGAUAAUAGCAAGUAAAAAUAUAGGUUGCUUGGGAAGCGAACGAUUAAAUUAUAAUUCAUGGUUCGUAUUUCUUCGCGAUUUCGAAGGUCAGAAACGUUGUAAUUCUACCUCCAGCAGAGGGUGAGUCUUCCCCCUGUCAUAGGCGGAAGUAGAGGAAAAGCAAACGGCAGUAGAAGGACGAACAUAAAACGAACUAAUCAUGGCCGAUAUGAUGCGAAUGAGUGGAAGCGGUGCCCUUGGGGGAGGGUUCCAGCGGGAUAAACUCGGUUCUCCGUCUACUGGUUCGGAAGACGGCGGAGGGAUCGAUCUCGGUGACAUCGCCCAAGAGCUGGACCAGGACGAAUUCGAUGGACCUGUGGCGUUCAAUGGCGAUAGACCAGCAAUCACUGCUCCUCCCGAAAGCGAAUGGUACCAUGGCCGUUUGGACAGAUUUUGUGCUGAACAGCGAUUGAAAUCCGCUUCAAGGCUGGGCAGUUAUCUGGUUCGCGAAAGUGACCGUAAACCUGGAUCAUACGUUCUGAGUUACUAUGGCAGGACUGGAAUCAACCAUUUCCGGAUUACGGCAGUCUGUGGUGAUUUUUACAUCGGAGGAAGACAAUUCUUCUCGUUAAGCGAUUUGGUUGGCUACUACACAUCGUGCAGCGACUUGCUAAAGAGAGAGCGGCUUAUUUGCCCGGUGGCACCACCAGAGCCAGUUAAUGAUAAGAAACGGGUGGUGGCCAUUCUACCAUAUACCAAAAUGCCGGAUACGGAUGAGCUCACUUUUCAGAAGGGUGACAUUUUUUUCGUACACAACGACAUGGGCGAUAAUUGGCUGUGGGUUACGGCGCAUCGUACUGGAGAACAAGGCAUGAUUUUUCGGGAAUUAGUUGAAGAUCUCGAUCCAAGCAUCGAUCCGAAUACCGUCUUCUCUUGGUUCCAUCCGACUUGUUCCAAAAACGAAGCCGUAGAUAUGCUUGUUAAAGCUGGACCGGGAAGUUUCUUGGUGCGACCGAGUGACAACUCACCUGGAGACUACUCUCUUUUCUUCCACAUCAAUAAUCAAAUACAACGUUUCCGUAUCGAGAAGAAAGGCGUUCGUUAUCUGAUGGGAGGACGGACCUUCGAAUGUUUGGAUGCAGUCAUAAAUCGCUAUCGGAAGGAGCAAAUCGUCGAAGGGCACACUCUGAUGCAUCCCGUUAUAAACGGUAGUCAACCAGAGUAUCACCCGCCAUCAAAUGUGGCAAGCGCGGCGGAAAAAAUCUACGCUACCCUCAGGGAAUGUCGCGAUCAGAACAUUUUAAAGAAAACCAAGGGUAUCAAGCAUCACGGCUAUCUGUUGAAGAAAUCGGACAAAACGGCCAAAUGGAAGCAGCUGUAUUUCGCGCUUUUGGUCGAGGGCUCAGAAACGCAUCUUUGCUUUUACGAUAAUCCGAAGAAAACGAAGCCGAAAGGUCUGAUUGAUCUUUCCUGUGCUUAUCUUUACCAGUGCCAUGAAUCGUUUUGGGAGCGACAGCAUUGCUUCCAGAUCGUUGAACGCGCCCUACCGUGCCUAGCAACGAUCACCUAUCUCUGUGCCAACAGUCAGGAGAGCUAUGUCGAAUGGGUCAAUGCGUUGAAGUCCCAUUGCGUGUCUCAGCUCAGCAAAGCCCAAUCGAAGGUGCCACGUUUGCGCGAGUUGCGCUGUCUGAAUUUGCAAAUUCUGGAAGCUCACCGUUUGCCAUUCAAGCUGGUUCCGCAUCCGUACUGUGUUGUUUCGCUGAAUCAGGUUAAGGUGGGCAAAACUCGUGUCAAAACAGCACCGGAUCCGGUUUGGGAGGAAGAAUUUGUACUAGAUGAUGUUCCGCCAGACGUAGUCACGGUGACAAUAACCGUUCUCAGCAAAGGAAAACGCGGCAAAGACUCAGAAGUUGCGGAAUUGACCGUCGACCUGUGCGGUUUGAAAAAUGGCCAGGAGACGGAAGAGUGGUACCCCCUGGUUGGAAUGACGCCAAUGGGUGAAUGGGGUUCCAUUCGACUUCGUAUUCGGUACCUCGACGACUUAGUUAUGCCGUGCGACGAGUAUAGUCCUCUUCAGCAGCUCUUGGUAGAGCCAGAGCUGAAUGCGGUGCGUGCAUUAGCUGAAAUCUGCCAUAACGAUCGUAUUCCAUUGGCCACAUCUUUGCUGAAAGUUUUCCGCCACGAGAAACGUGAAACGGAAUUGUUGAGAAUAUUGUGUCAAGCAGAAGUGGCUCGGGAGAAUGAAACGACAACUCUGUUCCGAGGUGCUUCCCUUGCGACAACUCUGAUGGAUCUCUAUAUGCGGGCUGAAUGCACCGUUUUUCUUCAAUCUGCCGUGUCUGACACAAUCCAAAGAAUACUCGACAGUAAGCAGUCAGGGGAACUGAAUCCAACCAAGAUGGACGUAAACGACGACGCUUGCUCAAAUGCAGAAUUUCUGCUAAUGAUUUUAGACCAGGUGACCCAAUCCAUAUUCACCUCGCCAGAUGCGUGUCCUCGUACGGUUCGCUACAUUUGCAACUGCUUGCAGAAGGCUGUGGUGGCCAAAUGGCCGUCUCCCAAUGAGCGUUUGGUCCGCACCCGGGUCGUAUCCGGAUUUAUCUUCCUACGCUUACUGUGUCCCGCUUUGCUCAACCCACGUCAAUUUGGUCUAGUCAGUGAAACUCCUCAUCAGAUGGCAACUCGUACUCUCAUUAUGGUUGCCAAAUGUUUGCAGAAUUUAGCAAAUUUAGUCGAGUUUGGGGGAAAGGAACCUUACAUGGAGGUAGUCAAUCCGUUCAUAUUGAAAAAUAAGGAGAGGAUGAUAGUUUUUUUGGAUCAGCUAUCAUCCGUUACUGAUCCUAAUCCCCCUCCAGGGUGCAUGGUAGAGCAAAGCAAUUCUACACUAUCCAGUUCCGAUGCAGGUCGCGAGCUCGCCACGUUGCAUCACAUCUGCGUAUCGUACCUCGUGGAAUUGCAAUCGAUGAGUAAGACUAACAAUUCGCUCAAAAAGCUGGUCACCGUCACGGAGAUGCUUUCGAAGCAUAAACUCAAAUAUCGUGAAAUGAUUAGUUAAUUAGUUGGCGGCUGUAUUCAACCACAUGCCCACGUGGCAAAGUAUUUAAAUGACAAAUUGGGAGAAGAAGGUAAUCUAUAAAACUCAAAGUUAUAAAAAAAAAGUAAAACCGACACAGGAUUAACAUUUAACAAGCGUGUAUUACGUGCGUAAUAGUGAAACCCUUGCAGAUAAUCAAGAAAAACAAAUAUUUUAUGUUUCAAACAUUUUGGAACGGCAGUCAAUAGGAAUAUGAUAAAAGCGCAUCUGCUUGUAUUUGUUCUACGAGAGCAGGUGGAUGUAUGCAAUUUCUCAUCACAACUUUUUUAGCAUUUUGCUGUACUCAGGAGAGGUAAUUUUAGGCUACAAAAAUAUUUAAACAAAAACAUAGAAAGUAUGAACAAAAAACCGUUAUGUAUUCCACGAUGAUCCCAAAAUGACAUCGCACAAAAUUUGUCAGUUCGUUUAGCAGUUUAGGUGUCCGUUUUUAAAUUUUAUGCAAGGGUCAUUGAAUUCUGUCAACUGUUGAAAAAAAAACUCAUCCAGUUGAAGAACGUAGCGAUAUCGAUAUUGGUGAAUCAUGAUUUUAUGUCAAAUCGUGGAAAACCUAUUAUGCGAAUUGUUUACUUAGAAAAAAAAUCAUUUUCGGGAAAAAAAAUCUUUUUGAUACUUUUUCUCAUUUUUUUUCCUAUUUUUCACCUGAAUACCAACAAACUGAACUAAAUUGACGAUUUAUCCAAUGGAUUAAACGGUCACACACUACACAGUUACAGUAAAUUGUUUCGACAAAACUACGCAGUUGGUUACAGUUCUUAAAUUUGGCAAGAUACUAAUUAUUCUUCAGGAGAAUUCACGCUAGGAUACGAGUACCUUUAUGCACAAACUUUUGGUGUGGUACCAAUUUUUAUUUUCAAUUAUUUUAAAUGGGGAUAUGAUAUUUCCUUCAGUGUUAUGCAAUCUCAGUUUUUACAGAUAACGGAUAGCCACCUGAAAAACAAUGAAAUCCGCAAAAUGUUUUGUUUUCAAACGAUAUGUUCCUCAAAAUAGAAUUCCACAAUUUGUCGUAAAAUACGUAGAAUACCGAACUCUUGUAUACCCCUCUACGAUCCACUACGCUAUUGCAAACAGAGCAACUGCAGAAUUAAGCAACUAAUCAUCUUCUUACCUAAGCCACAUACAUUCAGAGUCAACAUAUUGAGACGCAUUACCACAUCUAAUUCAAUGUAUUUGUACCAGUAAUACAGGAGCAGAAUUCGUUAUAGAUUAGAGAUGGUAAAAACAACUUUUUGUAGAGAGUAGUGAGUCAUUCAAAUUACGAACAGCAACAACCAACCGAUCAACCAACGGUAAAAGAAGAAACGAAGUAGUUUUAAUCGAGGUAGUGAAAAGUCAAAAGGGAGAGAAAAGCAGCGCAUGUUUAUACCAAAAAAAAGACGAAAUAUUUAGUUUACGUUAGGAUUUUAUGGAAUGAUUUAUUUCGACUCGUUCUCUCCUCAUACACCUUACUCAAACGUUUUUCUUAUAUAAAAUCCAUAAUACGAAGGAUCGCCAAUCGCAAAGGGAACAGGCGAUAAGUUAAAACGUUUCAAAACCUACGCCAUUUUAGUUUAUAUGUUGUAAUUUUUAUAUGCUUUUAUGACCUUUUUAUAUUCUAUGUCAUCCAGAUCAAUUAGGCCAAGCUUUAGCCCAGACAAUUUUCAAUGCAUUUUUAUAAUCGUAUAUUUAACAGUGAAUAUAAUAAACUAUUAUCAAUCAAACUGA
Messenger RNA from Armigeres subalbatus, 4915 nucleotides. It is a transcript of the gene vap, whose product is annotated as ras GTPase-activating protein 1. The coding region runs from base 341 to 3175 and encodes 944 amino acids. Gene Ontology annotation, biological process: regulation of GTPase activity. Lineage: Eukaryota; Metazoa; Arthropoda; Insecta; Diptera; Culicidae. Gene Ontology annotation, molecular function: protein binding. The record is from RefSeq and is a predicted model, not a curated record. The transcript is spliced from 8 exons.